AUGCGUAGAGUGGAAUCAGAUAUUUACAAGCGUUUACAAAAUGACUCUUCCUGCAUAAGAAAUAUCUGCAUUGUUGCCCAUGUUGAUCACGGUAAAACUUCCCUUUCAGAUUCCCUUUUAGCUUCAAAUGGUAUUAUAUCACAAAGACUUGCUGGUAAGAUUCGAUUUUUAGAUGCCAGACCCGAUGAACAACUACGUGGUAUCACAAUGGAAUCAUCGGCUAUUUCUUUGUAUUUUAGGGUAUUGCAUAAACAGGAAGAUUCUGAUGAGCCUCUUGUAAGUGAACAUCUGGUAAACUUGAUUGAUUCACCCGGUCAUAUUGAUUUCUCAAGUGAGGUCAGUGCAGCUUCGAGAUUGUGCGAUGGCGCUGUCGUUCUUGUUGACGUCGUAGAAGGAGUGUGCUCGCAGACAAUCACCGUGUUGAGACAAUGUUGGACUGAGAAGCUAAAACCUAUCUUGGUAUUGAAUAAGAUUGACAGAUUAAUCACAGAGCUACAACUUACUCCUCAAGAAGCUUAUAUUCAUUUGUCCAAAGUCAUUGAACAAGUCAACUCAGUUAUCGGGUCCUUUUUCGCAAAUGAAAGACAACUAGAUGAUUUAUUCUGGAGGGAGCAAUUGGAACAAAAUGAAAAUGCCGAAUAUAUCGAAAAGGAUGAUUCGGAUAUUUACUUCAAUCCUACUGAUAACAAUGUGAUUUUUGCGUCUGCCGUUGAUGGUUGGGGUUUCAACAUCGGUCAGUUGGCCAAAUUUUACGAGCAAAAAUUAGGUGCUAAGAGGGAAAACUUACAGAAAGUUUUGUGGGGUGAUUUCUAUAUGGAUCCAAAAACCAAAAAAAUCAUCAACAAUAAAAAUCUCAAGGGAAGGUCUCUAAAACCUCUUUUCACGUCAUUAAUUCUCGAUAAUAUUUGGAGAAUUUAUCAGAACAUAAUCAUAUCAAGGGAUACUGAAAUGGUUGAAAAAAUAGCUAAAACUUUGAACAUCAAGCUCCUCCCACGUGAUUUAAGGUCGAAGGAUGACAAACAAUUACUAAAAACUAUCAUGGGUCAAUGGCUACCCGUUAGCACAGCAGUGUUACUAACAGUUAUCGAAAAAUUACCUUCACCAUUGGAAUCACAAACGGAUCGUUUGGAUACCAUUUUAGUCUCUGAAGCAGACACGACAGCCAUGGAUUCAAAACUUUUGGAGGCUAUGAAAACAUGUGAUAGAGAAGGACCAGUAAGCGCGUAUGUAUCCAAGAUGCUUUCAAUUCCAUUGGAGGAAUUACCUGUUGAAUCUGACAGAAUAGCCUCAUCAGAUGAGCUAAUGGAGAGGAGUAGAAGGGCGCGUGAAGAGGCACUUAAUGCUGCAAAACAUGCUGGUAUAGUUGAAAAUAUGGCAAUGAUGGACUUGAAUGACAAUUCCAAGGAUACAGCUGAUUUAUAUAAAAGGGCAAAGGAUACCGUCAUGACUCCAGAAGUAGGAAAGCAGGCAAUGCCAAAACCUUCAGCAAAUAAUGACGUCUUCCAGGUUGUUUCAGAGCCUUCACCGGCGAUGGAUUUAGGAUUUGAAUAUGAAGUUGACGAUGAUGCAGAUAUUCAAGAUGAUUCCGGUUUAGAUUUUGUACCAACCGACAUAGAUCCAAAUGACCCCCUAAGUUCCAUGUUUGAAUAUGAAGAAGAAGAUCCUUUUGAAUAUAAAAUUCAGCAAAUGUCAGAAGAAAAGAACGAUGAAGCAAGUGAUAUUUUUGACGAAAGGGAAGAAUCCCUCGUGGCAUUUGCAAGAGUAUACAGCGGCACUCUGAGGGUGGGCCAGGAGAUCUCGGUGUUAGGCCCCAAGUAUGAUCCAGAACAUCCGGAGAAACAUAUUGAAACAGCAAUUAUUACUCAUUUGUAUUUGUUUAUGGGUAAGGAACUGGUUCCUUUAGACAUGUGUCCAUCAGGAAAUAUUGUUGGUAUUCGUGGUUUAGCCGGUAAAGUUUUAAAGAGCGGUACCUUGAUUGAAAAGGGUGUAAAAGGUGUCAAUUUAGCCGGCGUUAGUAUUCAUUCAACUCCAAUCGUUCGUGUUGCUGUCGAACCAGCAAAUCCCGUAGAAAUGAGCAAGUUGGUACGAGGACUAAAAUUAUUGGAUCAGGCAGAUCCUUGCGUGCACACAUACGUCGAGAAUACUGGUGAACACAUUUUGUGUACGGCCGGUGAACUACAUUUAGAAAGAUGUUUAAAAGAUUUAACAGAAAGGUUUGCUAGAAUUGAAAUUACACAUUCUGAACCCGCUAUUCCUUAUAGGGAAACUUUCUUAUCAGUGUCAGAUAUGAACCCUCCACAUAACUUUCAGCUAGCAAGGGGCGUUCAUGAACUACUAUUAGGUCAGUACAAGAUCACGUUCAGAACAUCCCCAUUAAGUUUUAAGGUUACAGAAUUUUUAUCUCAACAUCAAAACAGCAUUAAGACCAUCUUAAGGACAUCUACUUCAAACAUGGACCCCAUUAUAGAAGCUACUGGAAGUUCCCUUUUGGACAAAAAUUCUUUUUUGGUGGCCUUCGAGGAGAUCAUAAAACAGGAAGAAAAUAGUAAAGAAUUAUUAAGCGGAUUCAAAUCAAGAUUAGCCGGAUUUGGACCAAGUAGAGUUGGCUGUAACAUUUUGUUGUCCAACAAUAAUCUUCUUGGAAGUUUGUUUGAAGGUAAUCCAGCAGCUUUUGAAUAUUCUGAUUCCGUGAAAAAUGGCUUUCAACUGGCUGUAAGCCAGGGGCCUUUGGCGAAUGAGCCAGUUCAGGGAAUGUGUGUCAUUCUUGAAAGCGUACAAAAAAUGACACCAAAAGAAAUUGAUUCUAUUAAGGACCCGCACUAUCAACAACAUAUUGUUGACUUAUCAGGUAGGUUGAUAACGUCUACAAGGGAUGCUAUACACGAAGCCUUCCUAGAUUGGUCUCCAAGAAUUAUGUGGGCCAUCUACUCAUGUGAUAUUCAGACCUCUGUCGAUGUACUUGGAAAAGUGUAUGCAGUCAUUUUGCAGAGACAUGGUAAAAUUAUCUCCGAGGAAAUGAAAGAAGGUACGCCGUUCUUUCAAAUCAAGGCCCACGUUCCUGUCGUGGAAGCAUUUGGUUUGAGUGAGGAUAUUCGUAAAAAAACAUCUGGUGCAGCACAACCUCAAUUAGUGUUUUCUGGAUUCGAAUGCAUUGAUUUGGAUCCAUUUUGGGUGCCAACUACAGAAGAAGAGCUCGAAGAACUAGGUGAUACGGCAGAUAGAGAGAAUAUUGCUCGUAGGCAUAUGAAUGCCAUCAGGAGAAGAAAAGGUCUAUUCAUUGAAGAAAAAGUAGUUGAAAAUGCCGAAAAACAACGUACAUUGAAGAAGAACUAA
Molecule: messenger RNA, 3333 nt
Organism: Saccharomyces mikatae IFO 1815
Lineage: Eukaryota; Fungi; Ascomycota; Saccharomycetes; Saccharomycetales; Saccharomycetaceae
Gene: RIA1
Product: GTPase RIA1
Exons: 1
Coding region: 1-3333 (1110 amino acids)
Biological process (GO): cytosolic ribosome assembly
Cellular component (GO): ribonucleoprotein complex; cytosol
Molecular function (GO): GTPase activity; GTP binding; ribosome binding
Source: RefSeq, a predicted model, not a curated record